This is a messenger RNA of Drosophila yakuba, 705 nucleotides long. RefSeq lists its product as uncharacterized. The coding region runs from base 1 to 705 and encodes 234 amino acids. The transcript has 2 exons. Lineage: Eukaryota; Metazoa; Arthropoda; Insecta; Diptera; Drosophilidae. The record is from RefSeq and is a predicted model, not a curated record.
AUGGGUUACUUUAAUGCGAAAGUAGGCCCCAACAACACCGGAUUAAGAUCUGUCAUGGGCCAACAUGGAACUGGGACUCGCAAUGACAACGGAGAGAGAUUAGUGGAACUCUGCCAGCAAUUUCAACUGGUCAUUGGCGGCACAAUAUUCCCACACAAAGAUGUCCACAAAUACUCCUGGACAUCUCUUAGUGGUAACACGCGCAACCAGAUCGACCACAUUUGCAUUAGCAGGAAAUGGAGACACUCACUACUGGACGUUCGGAACAAAAAGGGAGAAUCUAUAGACAGUGAUCAUGAAGCUGUGAAAAGAGCGGCCAGAAAUGACAAACGAGCGCUACUGGAUAGACUUGCGACAGACGCAGAACGAGCAGCCGGCGAGAACAACAUGCGCUCGUUAUACCAGCAGAUUGCACGGAUUGCCGGAACCCACCAGCCAGUCAGAGACCUAGAAAGCAACCUCUUAUCCAAUGAUGAUGCAGAGAUCCGGAGGUGGCGCCAACACUUCAUGGGAAUUAGCCACACCACAUCACCAAACGUGGCUACGGACUAUAGAAGCAUUGCGCCACCAAGUGGGAAUACUAGGAUACCCUCUGCACCCCCGCAUGUAAGAGAGAUUGUGAAUGCAAUAAAGAAGCUAAAGCGCAACAGGGCACCCGGCGGGGACAACUUCCAGCCGAACUGCUUCAAGUUGACACUCAGCUGA